ACCUGUCCACCUGACAUGAGUCAGAACUUUGAUGUCUUCAUGUUUGAAUUGUUUCAGGCAGUAAAGGAAACGCCGAGCGACCAGGAGGAGCAGCGUCCCCCGUCAGUGAUGAAAGAAGACGCCGUCGAUGACACACGGCCACACGCAGAGUCUCCAAAGGAUCCUGCAGGAGAGGAGAGCGAGCGAUCAAGAGACUCGAGACGGAAACAACAAGUCGAGAAGGAGGAAGACGGGGAACAAUGUGGAACAUCAGAGGACUUCAGCGCCCUCUCUUCUGCUCGCUCUGCAGCCGACAGCGACCACGAGGAGGACGACAACGAGGUAGAAGAAGAAGAAGAAGAAGAGUGGAAACCAGACAAAGAGGAGAAAGUGGACUCUUCAGAGAUAACAAAGAGAAAAAGAGUCAAAGAUCCAGGAGUCAAAUCAAAGAGAAGGAAACAGAUCAAGUCAUCUGUGAAGGUGGCGAGUGAUAGCAGCGGCGUUCCUGUGUCGUGUAAAGUGUGCAGAGCUCUGAGCGGCUCAGAGAACAUGUUGAUCAAACACUCGUGGAGUCACGUGGAGGAUCCAGAGAGACUGUGUGGAGUCUGUGGAGAACAUUCAGAGAGUCCAGAGGAACUGAGGACUCAUCUGGAGAGUCACAAGAAAACGUUCAGCUGUGACGUCUGUGGGAAGAACUUCCUGUCUGUGGUCGGUUUUCAGAGACACGCCGUUCUUCACACGGGAGAGAAACCGUACGAGUGUGACGUCUGCCAGAAGAAAUACGCGUCAAAAAACACUUUGAGGAAUCAUCGACUGGUGCACGUGGAGGAGAAACCACACAGAUGUGACGUCUGUGAUAAAACGUUUGCGUUCAAACAGCAGCUGAGGACUCACGCUGUGAGCCACACAGGUGAGAAGCCGUACACCUGCGACCUGUGCGGGAAGUCCGUCCUCGACCUCAUCUCUUUGUCCCGACACAAGAUGAGUCACUCCGGGAAAAAACGCUACAGCUGUCCGGUUUGUGGGAAGAAGUUUUUAACUCCUGCAGCAGUGAGAGGACACGAGAAGAUCCACACGGUCAGAGACAAAACGUUCCUCUGUGACGUCUGCUGCAAAACGUUUCACUCUCAAAGUAUUCUGAGUGUUCACCUGAAAACACACGGUGGGAAAAAGACCAUGUGCAGCACCUGCGGGAAGGGACUGUCUUCAAAAGGAGCGCUGAGCAGACAUCUGUUGGUCCACAGCGGAGAGAGACCCUACAAGUGCUCCGAGUGUGGACGCACGUUUAAUGCCAGGAGUCUCCUCACGUCCCACCUGAAGACGCACGCCGGCAUCAAACCGUUUGUGUGCGGCGUGUGCGGGAAGGCGUGCUCGCGAAGAGAACACCUGAGUGUCCACAUGAGGACCCACAACGGAGAGAAACCAUACAAGUGCACCGUGUGUGAGCGAGGCUUCACUCAGAGCCACUGUCUGAAGACUCACAUGAAGAAGCACCAGGAGGGGGAGGAGUCAGCGGGGGGCGGGACGAUGGACUGAACGCUUUAUAUCAAAGUUUCUAAAAUCAUUUAUAAUCGAAGAUAAGAAGGAGAAAGAAACGAAUGCAGCGUACUCAGAAGUUCAGAAUGAGUGAAGCUGAUUGGUAGAAACGGGAGAGCACAGGAUGGCGUGUGUUUGGGUUGGAUGAGGUGGACACACCGCCUCUGACAUUAAAGGUAAUCCAACACGUUGACUUGUUCAUGUCGUGGAUUCACUGAACGUCAUGUCGGUCACUAAACUGAACUCCAACAAAUGAACGAGUUUGGACGCUGUGUCAAAUAAAAACGAUGUCAUGGUUUGUAAAACAUUUCAAAUGGAGACGAUAUC
Labrus mixtus (cuckoo wrasse) is the source of this 1842-nucleotide messenger RNA. Its product is annotated as gastrula zinc finger protein XlCGF46.1-like. Gene Ontology annotation, biological process: regulation of transcription by RNA polymerase II. The coding region runs from base 16 to 1515 and encodes 499 amino acids. Gene Ontology annotation, molecular function: DNA-binding transcription factor activity, RNA polymerase II-specific; RNA polymerase II cis-regulatory region sequence-specific DNA binding. Lineage: Eukaryota; Metazoa; Chordata; Actinopteri; Labriformes; Labridae. The transcript has 2 exons. The record is from RefSeq and is a predicted model, not a curated record.